CUUCCCCGUUCCCUAGCACUGACAGCCGAAGCUGCAGCCUUGUGUGUGUGUGAGGUUUUUUUUUUUGCUAUGGCGUCUGCUCGGCUCCCUGGACGGCUAUGAAAUAACCGAGCCGCACAAACCGAAGCAUCUUCUCUCUCUGUUUCUUUCUUUUUUUCCCCCCAUUUCUCCUCACGCAACCGAGCCGACACAGCCGCAUUGUGUUUGCCCUCCUUCUUCUCCUAUCUCCUGCCUGCAUCUUCAGCGAUGGCCAGUGUCGUCUUCCAGCUCUGACAGCUGGAUGAUGAUGAUGUCUUCUCCUUGUAGUCAGGGCAGACAUCUGGGCACAGCAGGCUCAUAAUGGACGGGCGCCUUUAUUAAAGGACUGGAGGAAUACAUAUCAGCUUCUACCGUUGGCCUUUUUUCUUUAUUUUUGCCCUUUUUUUUUUUUUGCAUCACAGAACAGGUGCAGCAUUUGUGGGGAAUCUAUCGCGGCCAUCCUUGGACUCUUCUUGGGGCCUGCCUCCUUUACAUCGCCUUGUUUAUCAUUGGGAUCGCUUAGUCUUGCAUCUGUGGGCUCCAUCAUCCUCAUCCUCCUCAUCCUCAUCCGCCCUGGAUGGCUGGGCUGCCGCCACACCACCCCGGUGCCCAUUGUUGAGCUCAUGGGACUGAGGAGACCAUCCAAAAGGUCUUGGACCUAUCCAUUCACCAAUUUCUUAGUGGCUUUACCGUUACGUUUUGGGCAACAAUAUCUUAAUCUUCAAUCAGCCUUGGAAAACACAACAGUCAUCUGAAGUAUUGCAAAAGAACUCCAAUUCAUACCUCUCUUGUUAUACCUCACAGCAAUGUGGUCAUUACAGCUGCUUCUCUGCUUGAUGCUGUUGAUAACCUUAACUCACGCUUUUAGUCGUGCUCCAAUUCCUAUGGCAGUUGUUAGACGGGAACUAUCAUGUGAGAGCUACCCAAUAGAACUUCGUUGUCCAGGAACUGAUGUUAUAAUGAUUGAAAGUGCCAAUUAUGGGAGAACAGAUGAUAAAAUUUGUGACUCAGACCCUGCUCAGAUGGAGAAUAUUCGCUGUUAUCUUCCAGAUGCCUAUAAGAUUAUGUCCCAGAGAUGCAAUAAUCGGACACAGUGUGCUGUUGUAGCUGGACCAGAUGUAUUUCCUGACCCUUGCCCGGGGACUUACAAAUAUCUCGAAGUCCAAUAUGAAUGUGUUCCUUACAAAGUGGAACAAAGAGUGUUUCUUUGUCCUGGCUUGCUUAAAGGAGUUUACCAGAGUGAACAUCUAUUUGAAUCUGAUCACCAGUCAGGUGCUUGGUGCAAAGAUCCUUUACAGGCACCUGAUAAAAUAUACUAUAUGCCUUGGACUCCAUAUAGAACGGAUACCUUAACUGAGUAUUCUUCCAAAGAUGACUUCAUUGCUGGUCGUCCAACAACGACAUAUAAACUUCCUCAUAGGGUGGAUGGUACAGGCUUUGUUGUUUAUGAUGGGGCAUUAUUUUUCAAUAAAGAACGAACCAGGAAUAUUGUCAAGUUUGAUCUUAGAACAAGAAUUAAAAGUGGAGAGGCCAUUAUUGCAAGUGCCAAUUAUCAUGACACCUCUCCAUAUAGGUGGGGUGGCAAAUCAGAUAUUGAUCUUGCAGUGGAUGAAAAUGGACUGUGGGUGAUCUAUGCAACAGAACAAAAUAAUGGGAAAAUUGUUAUUAGCCAGCUGAAUCCUUACACAUUGAGGAUUGAAGGAACCUGGGAUACAGCCUACGACAAAAGAUCUGCAUCAAAUGCCUUCAUGAUCUGUGGAAUAUUAUAUGUUGUCAAAUCUGUUUAUGAAGAUGAUGACAAUGAAGCCACUGGGAACAAGAUUGAUUACAUUUAUUUUACUGACCAAAAUAGUGAUUCAUAUGUAGAUAUACCAUUUCCAAACUCUUAUCAAUACAUUUCUGCUGUGGAUUAUAAUCCUCGGGAUAAUUUGCUCUAUGUGUGGAACAAUUAUCAUGUUGUGAAAUAUUCCUUGGAUUUUGGAAUCUUGGACAGCAAAACAGGUCAUAUUUCUUAUAAUGUCCCUUCAAAUCAUAUUGAUUCUAGCAUUGAACGACCUGUAUCUAGAGAACUUCCUCCAUCAAGGCAGUAUAAUGGAGCCAGCACAACAGCUACUACUACUACUAUGACUACCACAACAACACAAUGGACUACUACGUCUAGCACAGUAAAAACAACUGUAUUGAGUCGCAAGAACAUAUCAACAUUGUAUCCUAUGAUUGAAAUUCCCAUUGAGGUCACUACACGUUCCAUACCUAUUCCAUCACAAAUACCAGCUGUUGGUCCUGAGAGCUGUGAUGCUAUAGAAGCUCGUGAAAUCAUGUGGUUUAAGACUCGACAAGGGCAAACCGCAAAGCAGCCAUGUCCUUUAGGAACUGUAGGUGUGGCAACAUAUACGUGUAGUUCGGAAGGAGUAUGGGAUACAAAAGGACCUGACUUAAGCAACUGCUCAUCUCCAUGGAUCAGUCAUAUUGGGCAGAAGCUGAAGUCACUAGAAACAGCUGCCAACAUUGCGAGGGAGCUUUCAGAACAUACAAGAGGCCUUCUGAAUGCUGGAGAUAUCACAUAUUCUGUUCGUGCCAUGGAUCAGCUGGUGGAUUUACUGGAUGUUCAGCUGAGAAACUUAACUCCAGGUGGAAAAGACAGUGCAGCUCGAAGUUUAAAUAAGCUGCAGAAGAGAGAGCGGUCAUGCAGAGCGUAUGUGCAGGCAAUGGUUGAAACUGUUAACAAUCUUCUUCAGCCACAAGCUCAGAACGCAUGGCAAGAUUUGACUGCAAAGGACCAGCUGCGAGCAGCCACCAUGCUUCUUGACACAGUUGAGGAAGGAGCUUUUGUGUUGGCUGAUAAUCUCUUAAAAACAGACAUUGUUAGAGAAAACACAGACAAUAUUCAACUUGAAGUUGCAAGACUAAGCACAGAUGUAAAUUUAGAAGAUCUUAAAUUCCCACAGAAUAUAGGACAUAGCAGCUCUAUUCAGCUGUCAUCAAAUACACUAAGACAAAAUGGUCGAAAUGGUGAGAUUAGAGUUGCAUUUGUCUUGUACAAGAACCUGGGUCGCUACUUGUCCACGGAGAAUGCCAGCAUUAAAUUAGAAAUAGAAGCUUUGACCACAAAUCACACAGUUGUUGUAAAUUCCCCUGUGAUUACUGCAGCAGUCUACAAGGAAUCAAGUAGUAAAGUCUACUUAACUGAUCCAGUGAUGUUUACUGUUAAACAUAUAGAGCAAUCUGAUGACUAUUUCAACCCUAACUGCUCAUUCUGGAGUUACUCAAAAACAAAUUUUUCAGGACACUGGUCAACACAAGGCUGUAGACUUAUGACAACCAACAAAACGCAUACAAAGUGCUCAUGUAAUCAUCUAACUAACUUUGCUGUUCUUAUGGCUCAUGUUGCAGUUAAGCAAUAUGAUGUUGUCCAUGACCUCCUUUUGGAUGUGAUUACCUGGGUUGGAAUUCUACUUUCCCUUGUUUGCUUAUUGAUAUGUAUUUUUACAUUUUGCUUUUUUCGGGGCCUGCAAAGUGACCGUAACACAAUUCAUAAAAACCUAUGCAUAAGUUUAUUUGUGGCUGAGUUACUUUUUCUAAUUGGGAUCAACAGAACUGACCAACCGAUUGCAUGUGCUGUGUUUGCUGCUCUUCUUCAUUUUUUCUUCCUGGCGGCUUUUACCUGGAUGUUCCUUGAAGGAGUUCAACUAUACAUCAUGCUGGUUGAAGUCUUUGAAAGUGAAAACUCAAAAAGGAAAUACUUCUAUUUAAUGGGCUAUGGCAUGCCUGCUCUUAUUGUAUCUGUAUCUGCAGCAGUAGAUUAUAAAAGUUAUGGAACAGAUAAAGUUUGCUGGCUACGACAUGAUACGUAUUUUAUUUGGAGCUUUAUAGGACCAGCUACAUUAAUAAUCAUGCUGAAUGUAAUCUUUCUUGGGAUUGCUCUCUUUAAAAUGUUUCAUCAUACUGCUAUACUGAAACCUGACACGGGGUGCCUAGACAACAUAAAAUCGUGGGUUAUAGGUGCAAUAGCACUUCUCUGUCUUCUGGGACUGACCUGGGCCUUUGGAUUAAUGUAUAUCAAUGAGAGCACAGUCAUUAUGGCUUAUCUGUUCACAAUUUUUAAUUGUCUUCAGGGAAUGUUUAUAUUCAUUUUCCACUGUGUUCUACAAAAGAAGGUGCGGAAAGAAUAUGGCAAAUGUUUACGAACUCAUUGCUGUAGUGGAAAAAGUAUGGAUAAUUCAAUUGGUUCAAAUAAAACAUCUAGCUCUCAAGCUCCUGGGAGGUAUUCCACUGGUUCACAGAGUCGAAUCCGUAGGAUGUGGAAUGACACCGUUAGAAAACAGUCCGAGUCUUCCUUUAUUACUGGAGAAAUAAACAGUUCGGCUUCUCUUAACAGAGGAGCCAUGGCUAAUCAUCUUAUUACCAAUGCUCUGCUUCGUCCUCGUGGCACUAACAAUCCUUAUAAUACAUUGCUCGGGGAAUUGGCUGUCUAUAACAACCCUUCUGUAAGCAUAUACAAAUUACAAGAGCCCUACAGAGAGACAAAGGGACUUCUGAACAAUGCCAGGGAUACAAGUGUCAUGGAUACUCUACCACUGAAUGGUAACCAUGUGAACAGUUAUAGCAUUGCAGCUGGAGGAUACCUUACUGACUGCGUGAAAAUUAUUGACCGUGGCUUUAACCACAAAGAGACUGCCUUAGAAAAAAAAAUUUUGAAGGAACUUACUUCUAACUAUAUACCUUCCUAUAUGAACAACCAUGAGCAUUCAAGUGAACAAAGUCGAAAUCUGGUGAAUAAAUUGAUAAAUAACAUAAACAAUAUAAAAGAGGAUGAAUCAAUUGUCCUUGAUGAUGCCACCUCUUUUACCAAUGAUGAGAUAAUGGGCAUAGAACUUAUACAUGAGGAGUCUGAUGCCCCACUGCUGCCCUCACGUGUUUACCCUGCUGACAGUCACCAGCCUCUUAACUUUAACAGGAAAAAGAUUCCGCCAGACAACAAUGAAAGUUUUUUCCCCUUGUUAAAUAAUGAGCACACUGACGCAAUGCAAUCACCAAACAAGGAUUCUCUUUAUACCAGCAUGCCUACAUUAACUGGCAUCGCUGUUACAGGAAGCAUAACCACUAGCACUCAGACUGAUUCUUCGCCAGCCAAAACUAGGGAUUCAGAAGAUUUAUACUACAAAAGCAUGCCAAAUUUGGGCAACCGGAAUAACAUCCAUCAGCUUCACACUUACUACCCUUUAGGACGGGGAAGCAGUGAUGGAUUCAUAGUCUCACCAAACAAAGAUGAAUCUCCAAUUGAAGAAAACUGCAAAGGACCAGCUCACCUUGUCACGAGUCUAUAGAAUAUACAAAGGGGAAAAAAACCUGUUAAACUGUUUUACGAUUUACUUUAAGAAAUAAUAUUGUGUGUGCUCCUAAAUCUUUAUGCUGUAAGACUUUUUUUAAACUGGCAUUUUUAGUCCUGUGUACAGGAUACCAAUGUAAUGCUCACAUUUUGUUUCUAUUUUCAUCCCAAAAUAGACUUCAUUAUGUUAAUGAAACAAAGCAUUUAACGGCACUCUUUGUGGCCUUCUUUAUUAUGCUGUAUAAAGGAACUAGGUGGUGUUUCUAGUUUCUAGAUGAGUUAUAACGCUCUGACAUAUUCAGGUCUGGACAACAUUAAUUUAAAGGGUAAUGGUCCAUAUAAGGUAAACACUGGUGCAUACUGCAUUUGGCUAAAGUACCUAUAAAGAACAACAGAACACCACGCCAAGGAAUUUCUUAAUCUUGGCAAAGCAAUCUGUUUUCUGUUUGGUACCAUUGAUAUGAAAAACACUACUGCCUGCUCAGUUCAGUAUUCACCCAUGGUUUAGACCAAUACACCUUUAAACUGAUGACUGACUUAUAGCAAUCAGAGUUUAAGACAAAUCUAAUUAUAUAUUUUGGUUGUCAAUCAAGGUUGCAUUAUGCUUCUUUGCGGAUGUGAUCAAAAUAUCCAAAGUUAACCAAAAUGCAACCAACCCAACAUUAAAAUGAAUUUUAGAAUCACAUGCUAAUUUCAUAUAUUUGUGUUUUGCUGUAUUAACCAACUAUACCAACAAAUUCAAGAAAACUAAUGGCAGAAAUUUAAAGGUUUUAUGUGCUGUACAGAUACUAGCAUUGCACAUGCUUUUUGUUUCUCUGAAAUUCGUGUCCCUGUUAAUGUAGUGGAAAAUAAUCAAAUUUUUUUUUCUGCUUGUCUUACAAGUUUUGUCUCAAGCAAGAAGCGAUUCCCUAUGUUUGCCAUUUACCUUUAGAUUUUAUAAAGCAAAUGUUCACUUAUUAAUAAAAAAUGAACACAAUGAUUUUAAAAGUAAAACUUAUGGUAAAAAAGGUGUUUUUAUUACUAUUACAGAAAUUAUUAUUAUAGUGACAAACUUAGUUAACAAAAAGUAUAUAAAUUGCCAUAUAUAUUACAUAUUUGCAGAAAACAAACAAACUGAUAAUGUGAUGCUGAAGUAUUGCGGUGCUGAAUUUCCUAAUGUUCAGAAAUCACAACUGUGCAGAUCUACUCAUACUAAACAAAAUAAAUAUUUUUUCUAGGAUGUAA
This is a messenger RNA of Rana temporaria (common frog), 6571 nucleotides long. RefSeq names its product adhesion G protein-coupled receptor L3 (gene ADGRL3). Bases 825 to 5345 code for a protein of 1506 amino acids. The transcript is spliced from 25 exons. Lineage: Eukaryota; Metazoa; Chordata; Amphibia; Anura; Ranidae. Gene Ontology annotation, cellular component: cell-cell junction; glutamatergic synapse; membrane. The record is from RefSeq and is a predicted model, not a curated record. Gene Ontology annotation, biological process: cell surface receptor signaling pathway; adenylate cyclase-activating G protein-coupled receptor signaling pathway; synapse assembly. Gene Ontology annotation, molecular function: carbohydrate binding; G protein-coupled receptor activity.